This is a messenger RNA of Caenorhabditis sp. 36 PRJEB53466, 2495 nucleotides long. The record is from the annotation of a GenBank genome assembly. Lineage: Eukaryota; Metazoa; Nematoda; Chromadorea; Rhabditida; Rhabditidae.
AUGAAAGGCAAGACUUACAACACAGACUGGGCCGCCGAGAAGGCAAAAAUCCGUCAAUUCAUCGAUGAAUACCACGGAGACGAAGAGGAUAACGCCGAUGGAAAGGUUUGUUUUUGAAAAUUCCCGAAAUUUUGUUUUUUGUAUUCAUUACAAUCAAUUUUCAGGAAUUCCCGUACCGCGAUCAAGUGUUCGACAUCGCUCGUCGCGAGAAGCAGGCGAUGGUCGUUGACAUUGAUCACAUCAAGGAUUCUGACAUCCCGGACGCGCUCGAGCUCGCUGAGUCGAUUGUUGGAAACGCUAAGAGGUACGGAAAAAAUAGAAUGUUCCAGAGAAAUGACGAUGUUUACAUAAUAACAGUUUUCUGAAGCGUAGACAUUCCACUAUUACUUGUGCUAAACAAAGAAUGAAUUUCCAGAUACGAAGUCCUGUUUAAAGACACCGUUGCUGAGAUUAUUCAAGACUACCUCGGGGACAAGCAGCCGCCCGUCGUCGACGCCCUCGACGCCUACAUGUUCCAACGCAUUCACAUGGACAAGACGGAAGGAGCCGCUCAGGAGGAGGUGUCUCUGGCAGACAGAAGAAAGAAGUACCCACCACAGUUGCUCCAACGCUUCGAAGUCUACUUCACGACAAGUGACCCGGCCUAUCAGACGUGUGUCCGUGACAUCAAAGCAACGGAGAUAGGUCAUCUCGUGUCGAUGAAAGGAGUGGUGAUCCGUGCGACGGAGGUGAAGCCGUGCGUUGAAGUGAUGACCUACACGUGCGACACUUGCGCCGCCGAAGUAUUCCAGCCUGUGAAGGGAAUGCAGUUCAUCCCUCCACUAAAUUGCCCCAACAAGGAGUGCGUUGAGGCGAAAGCGAACGGAAGGCUGCACAUGCAACUGAGAGGAUCCAAGUUUGUCAAGUUUCAAGAGCUCAAGAUCCAGGAGCUCAGCGAGCAGGUGCCAGUCGGAUCGAUUCCGCGUACGAUGACAGUCUUUGUUUAUGGAGAAAUGACGAGACGGUGCAAUACGGGAAAUGUUGUCCAGGUGUCCGGCAUCUUCUUGCCCAUUCUCCAAUCGGGCUUCCGACCAACUGGAGGUCUUGUGGCCGAUACCUACUUGGAAGCUCAUGUAAGUAACUUUUCAAAUUUGAAAACUUUAUAUUUAUUUUUUUUUUCAGUUCAUCCACAACCUGGACGAUAAUCCGACGUUCGGCGGAGUUCAUUCCGAAGAGCUCGCCGUGCUCCGUCGCAAAGGAGACAACUACGAGGCUCUCGCUGCGUCGAUCGCACCGGAAAUCUUUGGGCACGUUGACGUCAAGAAGUGCCUUCUGAUGGCCUUGGUCGGAGGAAAUGACAACUCGUCGAACGGAAUGAAGAUUCGCGGAUGCAUCAACGUGCUCAUGAUGGGAGAUCCAGGAGUGGCCAAGUCUCAGUUGCUCGGGUACGUGAAUCGUCUGGCUCCUCGCUCUCAGUACACGACUGGACGCGGAUCAUCUGGGGUAGGUCUUACCGCCGCCGUUAUGAAGGAUCCGGUCACGGGAGAGAUGUCCCUGGAGGGGGGAGCUCUCGUCCUCGCCGACGGAGGAAUCUGCUGCAUCGACGAGUUCGACAAGAUGAUGGACAAUGACCGAACCGCUAUCCACGAGGUUAUGGAGCAGCAGACCAUUUCCAUCGCCAAAGCAGGAAUUAUGACCACAUUGAACGCCCGCACUGCCAUCAUUGCGGCUGCCAAUCCGGCUUAUGGACGUUACAAUCCGCAACGAUCGAUCGAGCAGAACGUGGAUCUUCCGGCUGCUCUUCUUUCCCGUUUCGAUCUGAUCCUCCUCAUGCAGGACAAAGCCGAUCGCGAGAACGACAAGGUCCUGGCCGAACACAUCACUUACGUGCACCAGCACGGAUGCCAUCCGAAUCGUGAGAAGAAGGAUCUCAUCUCUCUGGAGACGCUUCGCGAGUACAUUUCUCUCUGCAAGACUUACACGCCGACUAUCGACCCGUCUCUUCGUGAGCGAAUCGUCGAGGCCUACGUGGAAAUGCGCCGUGACGCUCGUCACUCGACCGAUCCGACUUUCGUCUCGCCGCGUAUGAUUCUCGGAAUCGUGAGAAUGGCCACCGCUCGCGCCAAGCUCCGUCUGUCGAAGAUUGUCGACGAGAGCGAUGUGGAGGAGGCGUUGCGUCUGAUGCAGUUUGCCAAGGACUCGUUGAGACCAGAACAGACCAGAAUCGAGAAGUGAGUAGUCCGUUAAUUCCCCAGUAACCGUGAAUUCAAAAUAGUUUCUUAAUUACAGAGUAACAACUAUCUAUUUUCAGACGCAUGGCCCCAGUUGACGCUGCCUUCUCGGUGCUCCGUGAGCUGUACCACUCGAACCAAGAGCCGAUCGCCUUGAACAACGCCAUCCAGAGAUGCGCUCGGAAGGGAAUCAGCGAGGUGGCCCUGCAGAAGUGUCUGGACCAAUACACGGCGAACGGAGUGCUCGUCAUGGACCGACAGAACAUUGUGUUCGCGAUGAACUAA